This is a messenger RNA of Corythoichthys intestinalis (scribbled pipefish), 2585 nucleotides long. Its product is annotated as chloride intracellular channel protein 5-like. NCBI's taxonomy places the organism in Eukaryota, Metazoa, Chordata, Actinopteri, Syngnathiformes, Syngnathidae. The record is from RefSeq and is a predicted model, not a curated record. The transcript has 6 exons. The coding region runs from base 1314 to 1937 and encodes 207 amino acids.
GAUUUUCACAAAGAUAAGCUCACAUUUGAUGGUGAUUUUAUGCAGAAAUGUGAGAAAUUCCAAAAGGUUCAGAUACUUUUUCUUACCACUGAUUAUAUAACGGAAAUCAGGUUGCUUAAAAGUUGGUGGGGAAAAUUUGAUAUUUGAGCGUCCUGUAAAGUUGGUAGUGUUAUGUCCUUACCAUCCUUAUGCAAACUUAUUAUUACAGUUUGUUUUUAAGACGCCACAUGAUUGAUCGGACUCGUGAGGGUUAAGAUACAAAGCAGAACGUUUUGUGCAAAAAAUACAACAUGCAACUAUGUUUACAACUCAUGUAAACAUGUAAACUUUGAAACAAAAAAAUAUUUUUUUUUUUAAAAAAAUGCUUCUAUGCUGCACAGUACAUUUUUUGGCAAGACCCAACUAAGUCAAGUGAAGCUUUUGGGGGGUGGCAGUGCACAUCGCCCCCCUAAACCCCCCCCUUAAUUACGCCAAUGCAGGGAGCAGUACGUUUGUCCUCAAAAUCAAGCAACUUACACUAUGUUAUGAAAAAUGAAGCCACAAAUGAAACAUGAGGAAGUAAAAAGAAUAUUCUGUUAUUCUUUACCUAACACGAGAUUCAGUUUACCUAAAACGCGAGAAACAUGCGGAUGAAAAGGUUCAAUCGAAUGUUCCUCAAGACAACCUUUAAGCAGUACAUUCAUCUAAAAUACUGGUUAUUAGCAAGUGCUAUUUAAAAACGACUAAAUUUUCUGAUGUUCCACUAGUCUACUUUACCUUGCAGACUUGGCAGUCGUCCACAUAGACGAGCUCAAUUUCUUGUGGCUUUGCGGUGCUUUCUGCUAUGUAGUAGUUUUGACAGGUUAGGCUUCCUGAAUUCGCACAUUUAAGUAAGCGUUGCUAUAUUGUGACUACUUCCGGUUAAUCCUUUUCAGAAUAAAUAUCUUGCGUUGAACACAACUCGAAAUCUCGGGUGGUAAGAACAUUCUUCACAAAUAUAAAUAGACCAUCAUUAAAAUUGUCUUUAACUGAGGUGUCAUUACGGAAUGGAGACCGCUGACUAAUCUAAUUAUCAUAAAACCCCGAGUGUACUGCAGCAUCAAUAAGGAACCAAUGAAAACGCACUCAUUUCUAUUUUUUAACUUGACGAUACGACACUGUCGCGAAUAAUAAUUUCCUCACGGCCUGAGAGGAAUAUCGUUUGUUUUUAUUACUUAAAAGACUCAUUCUCCAAAAGUUUCUUUCGCUGUCAAAAUACCAUCGGUUUAAACCAGAAAAAGGCUGGCAGUGAUGGAGAAAGUAUUGGAAAUUGUCCAUUCUCACAACGCCUUUUCAUGGUCCUUUGGCUAAAAGGUGUGGUCUUCAACGUCACCACUGUUGACCUCAAAAGGAAACCAGCUGACCUUCACAACCUGGCCCCAGGGACACACCCACCCUUUCUCACAUUCCAGGGAGAGGUGCUGACUGAUGUCAACAAAAUAGAGGAAUACUUAGAGGAAACACUUGCUCCACCUAAGUAUCCCAAACUGGCAGUAAAGAACCGACAGUCCAACACAGCAGGAAAUGAUGUGUUUGCCAAGUUCUCGGCUUACAUUAAAAACACAAGUCCUGAUAAAAAUCAGCCUUUGGAGCAGAGUCUCAAUAAAGCUCUAGUAAAACUCGAUGAGUAUCUGUUGAGUCCGCUCUCAGAUGAGGAUCACCUUGUAAAUGGAGAAUCUACACGCAAGUACUUGGACGGUGAUGAGCUGACGCUAGCUGACUGUAACCUUCUUCCCAAACUUCACGUUGUCAAGGUGGUGGCGAAGAAAUACCGCAAUUAUGACAUCCCCUCCCAGUAUAGAGGCGUGUGGCGUUACCUCGGCAAUGCGUACAGCAGAGAUGAAUUCACCAACACUUGUGCAGCUGAUGUGGAAAUUGAGCUAGCUUACAAGGAUGUCGCUAAAACGCUCGGGAAAUGAGCAGUCAUACUUUAGAGUAGCUGACUUGCAUCGUUGAGGUCAUUAACUCAUUUACUCCCAGCCACUUUCACCGGAGCAAGGCCCUUCGCUCCCGGCCGUUUUACUGGAUUUUGACUGAUUUUGCAAGGCCCACAGAAAAUUCUGUUCUAUUGCUAUAUAAACAUGGAACCCACCAAAAGAAAGAUUAGACUCUCUUCUUUCAGCAGGAAAAAAGUUAGUUCAUAUCUUUUUCCAUUCUUUACAAAUCAGCAUUAGAAAAGAGCUUAGUUUGAGCAAUUUUCCAAUCUCUGAUGAAAAACAGAGAAAUUGAGAUUUUUGUAAAAGCAUACAUUUCAAACAUAACUUUGACUUUAACACAGCUCUUUUUUGCUUUUGUGACAUGGCGGGCUACUAGUUGACUUUUUGAAUGAAAAUUUUACAAAUGUUAUUAAAACGAAAACAUUAUAGAGGGGUUUUAAUAUAAAAUUUCUAUAACUUGUACUAACAUUUAUCUUUUAAGAACUACAAGUCUUUCAAUCCAUGGAUCGCUUUAACAGAAUGUUAAUAAUGUUAAUCCCAUCUUGUUGAUUUAUUGUUAUAAUAAACAAAUACAGUACUUAUGUACCGUAUGUUGAAUGUAUAUAUCCAUCUUGUGUCUUAUCUUUCCAU